GGGUGCUAAAAUAGAUAAAGGUGCAUCAAUAUAUCUAUUUUAAGGGGUGCAUUAUAGAAUUUCCAUUAAUUAUUUAUUAAAUAAAAAAAUAUGAUAAAAUAUUUCACUUUCUACUGCAAUUUUCUCUUCUUUCUUUCUCAAACUCACUCAAAAACCCUUAAACCCCUCUUUCUCUCUCUCUUCUUCUGCGGCUCCAUCUCUGCACGGCUAUCAGUUUCUCUUUGUUUUGAUUGGAAAAAUUUCAGAAACGGUUAUUAGAUUGUUUGAGCUGAAUGGGUCAUACUUCAGCGAAGAGAAAGGCAGGGAAUGGAAUGGCAGCAAAGAGAAAGGCAGGGAAUGGAAAGGCAGCGAAGAGAAAGGCAGGGAAUGGAAAGGCAGCCAAGGGAAGGAGUGUCCAAAUUGGGAGUACAACUAGUCAGGAGUGUAGUCAUGAAAACACUGAUGUUAGGCUGCAGAGGCGACUAAAGAGAAGAUGCACUGAUCACCAAAGUUUCAACCAAAACUCUAACAGCAACGCAACAAGUGCCCGGUUAGGGAGCUUAGGAUCUGGUGAUAAUGACUCUGACUUGAGGUCGGAGAGGCGUUUGAGGAGAGAAAGAAUGAGUAACCAAUGUUACAACCCAAAAUCUCGCAGCAAAGCUUCAAAGGCAAUCAAAAAUAACAUAGCUGGAGAAAAAUCAGAGCUUUUGAAACCUCCUAGUUUUUCAAACAUUAGAAGUAAGCAUGGUGAUUAUGAUCAUAUUGAUAAUGAUAAUGAUGUUGCUGCUCCGUCUGAUGAAGAGGACGUGUAUGAUCCUGUGCAUAUCAAGUUCUUGGAAAGUUUGAGGCGAAAUGGAAACUCAUAUUCAGCUGAGUUUGUUGAUGAGAAUGGUGUGACUAAGCUGAUCGACUAUGACGUAGAAGAGGACAUGCGUCCUAGUAUGAGAUUUGGCUCUGAAAAUCAACUUAUGGCUUUUGGUGAAGAUGUUGAUGAAGAUCAUUUAGAAGAUGUUGAUGAAGAUCAUUUAGAAGCUGUUGAUGAAGAUGAUUCAAAAGAUGUUGAUGAAGAAUACCUUUUAACUUCUUCAAAUAAUGAGGAUUCUUAUAUAACACCUGUUUCAAGGGACAAAGAAGAUAAAACAGAUUAUUGCAUUAAGUGGAAACCUUGUGAACCAAGUGUACAUUCUAAUCUAGAACAUGGUGGAACAAGUGGUAAUUCUAAUUUGAAACAUGGUUUAGAUGCUGAUUCUGAACAGGAAGAUGAAGAAAUUGAGUAUCUCAAAUAUCUGGAUACUAUUGAUGAUUAUGAGAAUACAAUGCCAAAAAAAUCUGACAAAGUUGAGGAGAUUCAAGGGGGUGAAUCCAACCAGGAAGAUGAAGGUGAUGGUAUAUGCGAAGACUAUCAUGCUUAUUUGGAUUUCCUGGAAAAAGAAGGUGAAGAAACUAUGUUUGACGUCAAUGGUAGUACAAAGAGACUUGAGGAGGAUGAGGAUGAGGAUGAUGAUUUGCAAAUACUUACAACAGAUAAGAACCCUUGUGUUGUCAUAGAUGUAGACAACUCUAGUUUAGCUAAAGAUGGCAUCAGAAGUCAAUCCCAAUCCCGGUUUAGGAAGGAGCUCUUGGAUAUAUUGAAAAGUCCUUAUGACCAACAACAACAUACAGAGCUUAAGGAAGAAGUAUCUUGUCACAGGCCCAAAAGUAAAAACAUAAAUUUGCGGGGCAAAACAAAAUCAUGUCCUUUGGAAGACAGCUUUGGAAAAUCGUAUCUUGAAAUACAUAAAGAUUUUGCAGAGCAGAUGAAGCUAGCCAAAGAUGAUGAUCUUAAAAGUCUAAAUCUAUUAAGAGGAUUCUUUCACUGGUUGAAGAAUGUGGCCGAUGACAUUGUAGCCCCUUGGAAAGAUCCAUCACUAUUGAAAGUGUUACCAGGAAACUGACCGGAAGAUCAUCUUCCGACACAGUUCUUACUCGGUUCAAGCUUUUAUGAUACACUAGAAAGUAGGCUAUGACUAACAAAAAGGUUUAGGCUCCCCUUUUUAUUAGUGACAAAAUUAUGGAAGCAUGGUUGGAAAGAGAUUGAUCUAGUUUUGACUGCAUUUUCUCUUGUCAAUCUUUUUUAGGCAGUAUGAAAAGGAAAAUUUGUAAAUUUGUAAUUUUGUGGGGGCCAAACAUGUAAUGUAACUAUGUGAGAAAAGAAACAUUUGAAAUGGUGUAUAUAAUGUUUACAAUAUGUUUCUGACUGACAAGAAAAA
Messenger RNA from Cannabis sativa, 2228 nucleotides. RefSeq lists its product as uncharacterized. Lineage: Eukaryota; Viridiplantae; Streptophyta; Magnoliopsida; Rosales; Cannabaceae. Gene Ontology annotation, molecular function: 2-(3-amino-3-carboxypropyl)histidine synthase activity. Gene Ontology annotation, biological process: protein histidyl modification to diphthamide. The record is from RefSeq and is a predicted model, not a curated record. The transcript has 5 exons. Bases 273 to 1913 code for a protein of 546 amino acids.